ACAUGAGAAGAUCAACAUUGACAUAUACAUGUAUAUAUGAUGAUAUAAGAUAUACUAGGUUAUCACAUGACUGGUUUUAAACUUCCCUGUGAAAAUACCAUAAUCCCUACAGUACGAUUUAUUGCAAAGUCGGAUGUAUAUAUUGAGACACAUCAACUAGAGCAAAACAAUAAAGAAAUAUAGAAACAUGCGUAAAAAGGUGCCUCUCGGAAGGUUAGAAAUAAAUGCAUGUGUGCUUAAAGGAGAUCUAAAAUUAGAGAAGUCUGAUAUUAUAGUAUGCGCUGCAAGUCCUGACCUUAACCUUUCAAAAGGAAGAGUGGCACGUGACUUAAUGAGAGCUGCAGGGAGUCAGGUUCAGCAAGAUUGUAACGAUGAUUAUCCUGAUGGUAUACAACAUAAUGAUAUAGCCGUUGUGAACGCGGGACAACUUCCAUGUCAACAACUUGUCUUUGUUGCUCUUCAACCAUGGGGAAAGGGAAAUCCUUUACAGGAUCUGGAGACGAUUAUUGAGAAGUGUUUACAGUUGGCUUGUGAUAGAGGAUAUAGUUCGAUAGCGUUCCCUGCACUAGGUACUGGGUUGUUGAAAUAUCCCGCCGUUAAUGUGGCACAAACCACAUUCCAAUGCAUUGAAGACUUUAGUAAUCGAAACACAUCUACAUCUUUGAAGUUUGUAAACAUUAUAAUAUACUAUAAGGAUCAUCGUACAUAUUCAUGUUUCGAGAGAGAAGCUAAAUCAAGAGCCCCCGACAGGAGAAGAGCAAGACUAUUUUCGGUACCAAGAACAUUGGAAUGCGACAACAACAGUGAUGCACCUAGCUACUGGUCACAAAGAUCUAAUUCAAGAGGUUCUCUUCGUGUUUACUUUGGACAAAAAAACCUUAAAAAUUUGACUUUCCCAAACAUUUGGCUUACGGGGUUUAAGCCCAAUUUGUGGGGCAGGGUUUCUGAGGGAGAAAAGGUCUAUGAAAAUUCCCAGUCAGAAAAAAGGGUUGCCCAAAAUGUUGAAAAGAAAAAAGAAAAAAAAUACAUCUGUAUAAAAAAUUACGCUAGGAAAAAAACAAGUGUUGCAAAGGGAAAACAAAAGGAAAUAAAACGAGCACCCGCUUGA
Messenger RNA from Ruditapes philippinarum (Manila clam), 1108 nucleotides. RefSeq names its product protein mono-ADP-ribosyltransferase PARP14-like. Bases 188 to 1108 code for a protein of 306 amino acids. Gene Ontology annotation, biological process: negative regulation of gene expression. Lineage: Eukaryota; Metazoa; Mollusca; Bivalvia; Venerida; Veneridae. The transcript is spliced from 6 exons. The record is from RefSeq and is a predicted model, not a curated record. Gene Ontology annotation, molecular function: transcription corepressor activity. Gene Ontology annotation, cellular component: nucleus; cytoplasm.